Molecule: messenger RNA, 5652 nt
Organism: Manihot esculenta (cassava)
Lineage: Eukaryota; Viridiplantae; Streptophyta; Magnoliopsida; Malpighiales; Euphorbiaceae
Exons: 10
Coding region: 576-5249 (1557 amino acids)
Source: RefSeq, a predicted model, not a curated record
UUCAAUGAAAUUAUAGUGUUUGGACAGACGCUGUAUCUAUCGGUCGCUCCGCUCCUCUAUCUUCGGCUCUCUGGUCCGAAUUUCCAAAUUUUCUCUCACUACCGCGUGCCUCCGUUGUUAGAGAGAGAAAGAAGACGUUCAGCUGAGAGCUUUAGUUAUUUAUUCAUGUUUUGGGGAAAAAAAGAACUGAAAAUUUUGUUCUUAAAAGCCAAAAGAAAAUGAACAUCUUCAGAACAGAUAUUGCGGUUUUUGGCUUCUUUUAAUUGAUCACUCUAUCAAAAAACGGCACGCCGUUUACUUCAUUGUUCGUCUCCUGCUUUUUGUGUCAAAAGAACCCUAAAUUCUCGCUUCCUCAGAUCACGCUGAGUCAACUUUGGUAAGCACUUUUGGUGCUUCUGCUUUGAAGCCCUCUGGGUUUUGGUAAUUAUACUUCUUUCAGCUGAAAGAUGGCAGAUUGAGGCGCCAUAUGGAGUGGUCUGAUUAAAUAUUGCCCAUUUGUAUGGAUAGACCUAAAUUUUAGACAAAAAAAAAAAUUAGUGGGAAAGUUAUUUGUUUUUUAUUCAUUUUUAUUUUUAAUGCCUGGUAACAAACCUGAAGAGGGGAUCUGCAAUCUAUAUGAGCUAGACAACUCUUCCCAGAGUCGGCAUCUAUCUCAAGUUGUUGGUGGCAAUUGGCCAGUACUUGAUUAUGGUCAGUGGUUUGGAAAGCCAACCCAGAUAGAGGCCUCACAGAAUUUCAAUCUGCAGAACUACAACUUACAGCAAUUAGGUAUCAAUGAUUCUGUGAAAGGAAAUGAUGUUGGGUCUCCAAACGUGGCAUUUGACCAAAACUGUAUGCAAUUAACUCCAAAACCAGAGUAUUCCAGAAGUCUCACCAUAAACAAUCCACCGAAUACAAAUGAAUUUUUGCUUAGAUGCCAGAACUUCCAGUCAAAUCAGAACCAGCGUGGAAGUUUCAGUGAAAGCACCUGUUAUGACCAGCGAAUUUUGACUUCAAGAGGUUUUUCUAUCUUUAAAUCGCAGCCAGAAAAUGAGUGUGCCGACAGUCCCACCUUGACAACCAAUUCAGAAAGGUCAGAGAUUACUGAAGCUUCUAGUGAUUUCAACUUUCUUAGAGGGCAGAAUCAAUUUGUGAGGGACCAACAGCUGAGUUCUUCAGAGAUUCACCCAAUGCAGCAGCCUGGGUUUAAUGACAUGCAGUUAUUGCAGCAGCAUGUUAUGUUCAAGCAGCUGCAAGAAAUUCAGAGACAGCAACAGCUUCAGCAGCUAGGUGAUUUGAGGCAACAGAGCUCCUUAAACCAGUUUUCUGCUAUUUCAAGGCAGGCAGCUGGGGGCCAGUUUUCACCUCUCAUCAGUGGAACACCUGUUCAUGAUGCAUCGCCAAUGCUUAGGAACUGGAUGCAGCGAGGUGCAUCUCCUGGUGUACAAGGAGUACCAAAUAAAUUAUUCUCCCAAGAGCAAGGUCAGGCAUUGCGUUCCACAGGUCUUGCUACUCAGCAGUUUGAUGUCUCUUUAUAUGGUGCUCCUAUUUCUAAUGCAAGAGGCAACAUGAGCCUAUAUCCUCAUCUUCAAGGACCAUCUCAUGACUCUGUCAAUUUGUUGGCCAAGGCUAGCAGUCAAGUACAAAAAUCAGUAAUGCAGUCUGCUGGCUUUGGCAAUCCUUUUUUAGGAGAUCAGCCUGCUGUUCCUCUAAAUCUGUUAGGUUUAUCCCAAGGGCCUUUGAUAUCCAAGCAAGAACUUCAGAUGAAAGAUAAUUUUGGACAAGUGCCUGUUCAGGGUUUAAGCAGUGGAGUUUUUCCUGGAAAUCUUCUGGAAUGUAAUACUCCACAAGGUAAUACAUCUAUGAAGGAAUUUAAUGGGAGACAAGAACAAGCUGGUUGGCCUGCAAGGCAGCAAGCAAAACAACUGGGUCCUUCUCAGGGAUUGGUUCCUCUUGAUCCAAUGGAAGCAAAGAUUUUGUACAAUAUGGAUGACAACACUUGGGAUACUUUUGGAAGUCGCCCUGAGACAGGUACUGGAGGCUUGGGCAACAUUUUGGAACAGCCAGACUCAUCUUAUGCAUUUCCUUCCCUUCAGAGUGGGAGCUGGAGUGCUCUUAUGCAGUCUGCUGUGGCAGAGGCUUCUAGCAGUGAUACUGGGGUACAGGAGGAGUGGAGUAGCUUGACUUUUCAAAAUACGGAGCAAUCAACUGAUAACCAAAUAUCAAACUUUGUGGAAAAUGAGAAGCAGCAUACUGGCUGGGUUGAUAACAACUUUCAGGCUGCCUCCUCCUUUAGCCCAAAACCUUUUCCUGUGAUUACUGAUUCUAGCAUGAGCUCUACCUUCCCUGGCUUUCAGCAACCAGGAAUCCAAUUAUCAGUUGAACAGAGAGAGGAUAUUUGCCAGGGAGGUUCUCAUGAGUCCAUUGAGAAUUACAAACCUCAGCAGAAGACAUCAAUUGAAGAUGGUCAAAAGGUUCCAACAUUUGUGCAUUCAGAUAAUGCAUGGCCUGGACAAAUGUUUGAGCACUCACAAAGGGCUGAACGGCAUCAGAUAGUAGCCUCAAGCAACAUCUCUAUGGAAAAGGGCACUGAGAGCAUGGUAAAAAGUCAACAUCAGAUGAGUGAUGUCCCUAAAGUUGCAUUUAACUCUUAUGAGGGAGCCAAUGAGACACAAGAGAAGCAGAAUUGCCACCAAAGAGAACGUUCUAAUGACUUCUCAAAAGGCUCGGGUGGUCAUGAGCAAGGGCAUGUGGAGCAGUUAAAGUUUUUUGGUAAUAUUUCCAGCAGCUUAAUGAAUUUAGAUAAGGCAUCCUUAUCCAAUUUUCAAGGAAAUUCAAGAGUUUCAGAGGAGGUGCCCUCUGGAGUUGAUAGUGUCUCUAAUGCUUCUACUACGCUUCAUGGAUCAGUGCACCCUGACGGUUCAAAUGUUUCUGUGCAGACUAGUGAACAUAUGCUUGAGCUGCUUCACAAGGUUGACCAAUCAAAGGAUGAUAGCUCCACAAAACAAUUUGGAUCCACUGAUGGUAAUCCUUUGACUGCACUGCAUGGAGCAGAUUCACAUGAUAGAUCUGUCUCUCAACUUUACACUCAGUCUUCUGAUUCCCAAGGAUUUGGUUUGAGGUUGGCUCCUCCAUCUCAAAGGUUGGCAAAUUCAAACAGUUUUCCCUUUCCUCCAGGUUUACCACAGACUAUAAACAAUCUGAAUCAUAGGCAAGUUAAUCCUGAACUGGGAGAGAGAAAUCUGUCUUGUUUAACUCCAUCUUCAUUUCAGUCUUCACCUGCUUCACAUGAGCUGGCUCAAAGAGCACAUUGGGAAAAUAAAUCUGAUACCAUGGGACCCAAAAGUUUCUCUCCAUAUGUGAACAUGCUUGGAAACCCUGCUUCAUCAUUUGCAUCCAAUCAUCCACAAACAGGAAAUCAACUUCAAAUGCAUCCGUUCUCCAAUAUAUCUGUAUCAUCUCAACCUUUGCAGGCAACCUUACCUGCUGGAACUGGCAAAUUCCCAUCUUUUAACUUGGCCCCUUCUCCUGAUACUUCUCAACAGCUGCACACUAAUCCUAUUGGUCAACGAUUUCCGGUUUUGGAGGCUGCCCCUGUAUCUCAAGCUUUGGACAUGUCUGGCACGUUGCUACAGGAUGAGAAUUCAACAAGGCCAUAUAAUGUUUGGAGAAAUGUGCCAACUCAGAGACAAUCAUUUGGUAUAGAACCUCUCAAGUUUUCCAAUUCUGCUUCCCACAUGGAUUGGGCUCCACAUGGGUCAAAUGAUCAAAUUUCCAUAAAAGCUGUACAUAACUCAUCAGAAAUUGGUGUUUCUUCUAGUUCACAAGGCUUUGGACAUGUGGAAAAGCGUGCUGGAGAAGAGUUGUUGCAACAACGAAUAUCAGCUAAGAUGCUUGAUACUUCUCAGCCAGGUGGUAUGUCUCGAGGGCCAGAACCUGUUUCUGAUGCAACUGUAGUAACAUCUGGCUCAUUGGUGUCUCAUGCUCAGGACCUUGAUAAAGCAAUCUCAACGAAUGAUGGUGCAGACAGUGCUUUGGAUGUUCCAUGUGCUAGUGCUUUGGGAGGACAGCAGUUAUAUGAGAACGUCUCAAGGUUCAGAACCCCUGUGGAUGGAAGACCAAAUUCAACAUCACAAACUGGUUCAUUUCCAUCUGGGCAUAAGCAAAUGCUUAGCUUGUUGGGAGAAGCAGGAGAUGGUCCAAUUGUAAAAGCUCCUCAGCAACCUGCCCUUCAAUCGAGAAAUUCUCAGGAAACUUGUAAUGACACUCAUAGUCAAUCUAGCAGCAGCAAUCUGCAUUUGGCACCCUCCUGGUUUAAGCAAUAUGAAGCUCUUAGAAAUGGACAAAUGAUGCCAAUUUUUGAUGCUAGACUUGCAAAAUCUGUUGCUUCACAGUUUUCUCUUGGAAAGCCUUCUCAGAAUUUGCAUAGGCAUAGCUCUUUGGAACAGUUGGAUGCUGCUGAUGCUGGUCAGGGUGGCAGGGUUUGGCCAAGUAGUCAGCAGUUGUCAUCCCCCUAUAUGUUGCCUUCAGUAGUCAACAGUCAAGUUGCUAUUAUAAGACCAAAGAAGCGAAAAAUCACAUCUGAGCUUCUUCCAUGGCAUAAAGAGGUGAAUCAAGAUUCCAAAAGGCUUCAAAAUAUCAGUGUUGCAGAACAAGUCUGGGCAAAAGCUACAAACCGACUGACUGAAAAGGUAGAAGAUGAGUUUGAGAUGAUUGAUGAUUUGCAGCCAAUGCAUCGAUCAAAAAGAAGGCUUGUAUUGACGACACAGCUGCUACAGCAAUUGUUUCACCCUGCACCAGCAUCCAUUUUAUCUGCGGACUCUGCUUCAAGUUAUGAUGUCAUAUCAUACUUCGUUUCUAGGUUAUCGCUGGGAGAUGCAUGUAGCCUUGCUUAUUGCAUGAGAAAAGAGUUUCUUGAACCUGUAAACAAUAGUGAUGUGAAUUCUAAGAAGCUAAAAAAUUCUGAAAGAAGUGGUGAGCAACAAUGUUUGGCUGUUGUGGAAGAGUUCAUUGAUAGAGCAAAGAAGCUGGAGAAUGGCUUCCAAAGAUUGGACAAGACAGCAUCAGUUGCAGACAUAAGAGCGGAGUUUCAAGAGUUGGAAAGGUUUGCUGUGAUUAACCGUUUUGCCAAGUUUCAUGUUCGGGGACAAAUAGAUGCCUCUGGAACCUCAACCUCAUCUGCUGCUCCAAAACCAAUUCCACAGAGAUACAUUACAGGAUUUCCUAUGCCUCGAAAUCUACCUGAGGAAGUACAAUGUCUUUCAUUAUGACUAUCAACUAUUUAUCACAAACUGAAUCCUCUUUCUGCUGCAUUCUGCAUUCCAUUGUGUUACCUGUGCCUCCACCAAUAUCACGCCUUAUUAAUUUGAAACACUUGCAUGCAAGAGAGGAGUAAUGCAAAUGGAAUGGACGGAUCCUACUCCAAGUAAACAAGGCUGCAUAUUCAUUUUGAAUUAGGGCCAACUGUUAUCAUUUUUGAGGAAGUAUAUAUUGUUUCUUGUAUAUGUUAAUGAAUUUUCAAGGAGAAUAGGGAGUAAUUAACUUUUUAUAGAGCAAGAGGAUCAGUAGUAUGGAUGAUCUCUAGUGCUUGUUAGUUGUUACAUAAAUAGUUAAAUUUAGCUCAUGUAAUGUGGCUGCAAUUCUUAGCAAUAUCCUGGUAGUAUUUUUCUCUCC